CCCACCGCCUCCAUUUAAGACGGGCAGAGUGGCGCGAGCGGCAGUUACUGUGGCUUCGGUCUUAGUUUGGGUUGUUCCUCGUGGGAGUUGAAAUUCACGGACAGAGUUCCCUGUGUCCAAAUCCAGCUGUCGGUGGCUGCCGGUGCGGAGCUCAGCAGCGCAGCAUCCCUUGUUCGGACCAGGAUCGGCUCCUUGUUUUACCUUCGCCACUUGGUGCUCAUAUCUAGGUCGCUGCGGCGCGGCCGAAGAGAAGGCCGCCUGCGAGAUGUUCAAAAACACGUUCCAGAGCGGCUUCCUCUCCAUCCUCUAUAGCAUCGGCAGCAAGCCCCUGCAGAUCUGGGACAAAAAGGUGCGGAAUGGCCACAUCAAAAGAAUCACUGAUAAUGACAUCCAGUCCCUGGUGCUAGAGAUCGAAGGAACGAACGUCAGCACCACAUACAUCACAUGUCCUGCAGACCCAAAGAAAACACUGGGGAUUAAGCUUCCCUUCCUUGUCAUGAUUAUCAAAAACCUGAAGAAAUAUUUUACCUUUGAAGUACAGGUACUAGACGACAAGAAUGUGCGUCGGCGGUUUCGGGCAAGUAACUACCAGAGCACCACGCGGGUCAAACCCUUCAUCUGUACCAUGCCCAUGCGGCUGGACGACGGCUGGAACCAGAUUCAGUUCAACCUGUCGGACUUCACUCGGCGAGCAUAUGGCACCAAUUACAUUGAGACUCUAAGAGUGCAGAUCCAUGCCAACUGUCGCAUCCGACGGGUUUACUUCUCGGACAGACUCUACUCAGAAGACGAGCUGCCCGCAGAGUUCAAACUCUAUCUCCCAGUUCAGAACAAGGCAAAGCAAUAACUGGAAUGCAACUCAAGGGAUAGACCCUGGUCCUGACGCUCAGUUUAAAAAGGAAACUACCUGGAGGACAAUGCAAAAAACAAAUAUUUGUAUUAGUUCACUAUGCUGUGUUCUUUUAUCUACUACUUGGUGUCCCCUGUCGCGGACACCAGUGACCAUGCCGUAAUGCCAUAAUUGCAUCGUAAGUACAGUGGAGGAUAAGCCGCGCUUUGGUAUGUGACGGCUGGAGUUGACCCUGCUGCCGGUUCCAGUGUGUAGGGAGAUCCACUUACCAUGAACUUAGAGAAUUAAAGAUGCCCCGUAAGGCAAUUUCAGACCAAUAUUUCUUCCUACAGUUUGUUCUUUGUUUUAUACCUUAUCUAAAUAUAUGUACAUGCUGUGUAAUACUCAUAAUCUGGAAAUGAAUAAAAUGUUAUAUUCUUGGUUUGUA
Molecule: messenger RNA, 1277 nt
Organism: Hipposideros armiger (great roundleaf bat)
Lineage: Eukaryota; Metazoa; Chordata; Mammalia; Chiroptera; Hipposideridae
Gene: CFAP20
Product: cilia and flagella associated protein 20
Exons: 6
Coding region: 266-847 (193 amino acids)
Source: RefSeq, a predicted model, not a curated record